This is a messenger RNA of Dothidotthia symphoricarpi CBS 119687, 948 nucleotides long. RefSeq names its product glycosyltransferase family 8 protein. The annotation marks the transcript as partial. The record is from RefSeq and is a predicted model, not a curated record. Gene Ontology annotation, molecular function: glycosyltransferase activity. The transcript has a single exon. Lineage: Eukaryota; Fungi; Ascomycota; Dothideomycetes; Pleosporales; Dothidotthiaceae. Gene Ontology annotation, biological process: protein N-linked glycosylation.
AGGCCCAAACCGCCCGAGCCGCCGCAGUACCUCGACAUCGAGGGUCAGCACGGCAAUACCACCGACGAGAAGCUCGCCUACGUCACCUUCCUCUCCGGCACCGUCGACGCCGGCGACGACCUCGAAAAGGAUAACUACUUCGUCGCCGUGCGCAUCCUGAUCUGGCAGCUGGUGCACAACCCGCAGACGCGCACCAAGCACGAUGUUGUCGUCAUGGUCACGCCCACCGUCUCGCAGUCCCGCCGCGACCGCCUCGCAAAAGACGGCGCCAUCAUCUACCCCGUCGAGUUCCUGCGCACCGGCAAAGACGACUGGAUCCAGCCCGAGCAGCACCGCUGGGACGACGUCAUGACCAAGAUGCGCGUCUGGCAAAUGACACAAUACAGCCGCAUCCUGAUGCUCGACGGCGACACGAUGCUGCGCUCCUCCCUCGACGGCGUCUUCGACGACCCCGGGGCGCAAAUCCUCGCCACCAAGCAGCCCCAUGCCGUAAACUACACGGCGCUCCCCGACGAAGCGCCCCUACCCCCCACCUACCUCCUCGCCUCCCUAACCGAAGUCUGGGACAGCACGCACGCCUUCCCGCCCAAAGACGGCACGGGCCUAAAGCAAAUCGGCUACAUGAACGCGGGCUUCUUCCUGCUCGCCCCCUCGCUCCCCGCUUACGAAUACUACCUCUCCCUCAUCAACAUCCCGCACUCGUUCGACCCGCGCUACCCGGAGCAGAACCUGAUGAACUACGCCCACACGUGGACUGGCCCCAUGCCCUGGCGCCAAAUAGACUACUCGUGGAAUAUUCGCUGUCCGACUGAGAACGACUUUGCGCACGGCCUGGUUAGCAUGCAUGAGAAGUGGUGGACGCAGCCGUAUAUCUACGAGAAUAAGAAGGUUAAGGAGUGGUUGUUGACGAGGCGCUGGGAAAUGAAGGGCUGGUAUGAUGCGUGGGAU